Messenger RNA from Aphanomyces invadans, 741 nucleotides. RefSeq lists its product as hypothetical. Bases 56 to 367 code for a protein of 103 amino acids. NCBI's taxonomy places the organism in Eukaryota, Oomycota, Saprolegniomycetes, Saprolegniales, Verrucalvaceae. The record is from RefSeq and is a predicted model, not a curated record. The transcript is spliced from 2 exons.
CGCUUGUGAACGCUACAGUCUAGCCACUGCUUAUUGACUUGUGUCACUUGCAUGCAUGGGUAACGUUGCCCAACUUACGCCUGCCGAGCACGGCGCCAUCUUGGCGUUUCAUAAGGCCGGUUACUCCAACCGGGUGACGGCACGCGAUAUUGGUCGCUCCAAGGAUGUUUUACGAUGCUUUCUGCGCGACCCUGACGGCUACUGCACGAAGUACAAAGGCAUGAAGCCCAAGGUUCUGGUGGGCUCUGCUGGUCGCCACUUCCUCCGCAAGGCUUCCAAGCAAGGGACGUCUGCAAGAAUCCUUAAGACGUCCCUGGAUUUGGAGGCCUCGCUGAGGACGAGCGCCUGCAACACAGCUAGACGAUGAAAUACGAGAAGCGCAAGCACACUUCACGGCUCCAAGCAAGGCACGUCAAGGCCCGACUGGAGUACGCCCAGCGCCACCUCCGAGAGUCCACCCAUUUCACUGAAAUCAUCUGGUACGACGAGAAGAAGUUCAACCUCGACGGACCGGAUGGGUUUCAGUGCUAUUGGCAUGACCUGCGCAAGGAGCCCGAUCUAGUGUCUGCAUGACCAUGUUGUCCGAAACACAGAAUUAUGGGGUGGCUUUAACCUCCUGGCGCGCACUGUAUCACGUUCGAAUUGAUCAAGGCUUGUGAACCAAGUUCAUCCUAGAUAAGGAGUACGACAACUUGAUAAGUCACCAACUAUUUAAAGUAUAAUGAACAUUUCAAAUCACGU